Molecule: messenger RNA, 2947 nt
Organism: Scatophagus argus
Lineage: Eukaryota; Metazoa; Chordata; Actinopteri; Scatophagidae
Gene: cdc5l
Product: CDC5 cell division cycle 5-like (S. pombe)
Exons: 19
Coding region: 206-2644 (812 amino acids)
Biological process (GO): mRNA splicing, via spliceosome; regulation of transcription by RNA polymerase II
Cellular component (GO): spliceosomal complex; Prp19 complex
Molecular function (GO): RNA polymerase II transcription regulatory region sequence-specific DNA binding; DNA-binding transcription factor activity, RNA polymerase II-specific
Source: RefSeq, a predicted model, not a curated record
GAAUAAUGCCCACAAUGCACUUCGGCGGAUCAGUUGAAUCCUGCGACACAAGUUUCCGGUGUGGUGCACGCUCGUCUCUGUCGCUCCUUCUCUGUGUGUUGGAUUUUGUUUGAGAGCAAAUUGUGAACGCCACAUAUUUUAAUAACUGGUCGAACAUCAGUUUUGGCAGUUUUACUGAAGGGAGAGAGAGAAACAAGCCGCGAAGAUGCCGCGAAUUAUGAUAAAAGGAGGCGUCUGGCGCAACACUGAGGAUGAGAUCCUCAAGGCAGCGGUGAUGAAAUAUGGGAAAAAUCAGUGGUCUCGUAUCGCCUCCCUGCUGCACCGCAAGUCUGCCAAACAGUGUAAAGCCAGAUGGUACGAGUGGUUGGACCCGAGCAUCAAGAAGACAGAGUGGUCCAGAGAGGAAGAGGAGAAGCUGCUUCAUUUGGCCAAGCUGAUGCCCACUCAGUGGAGGACCAUUGCACCUAUCAUAGGACGGACUGCCGCCCAGUGUCUGGAGCACUAUGAAUAUCUGCUGGACAAGGCAGCACAACGAGACAAUGAGGAAGAGGUGGGAGAUGACCCCCGGAAGUUAAAACCAGGAGAGAUUGACCCAAAUCCUGAAACUAAACCUGCCAGACCCGACCCCGUGGACAUGGACGAAGAUGAGUUGGAGAUGCUGUCAGAGGCCAGAGCUCGACUGGCCAAUACCCAAGGCAAGAAAGCCAAGAGGAAGGCCAGAGAGAAGCAGCUGGAGGAAGCCAGACGGUUGGCGGCUCUGCAGAAGCGCAGAGAGCUGAGAGCGGCGGGAAUCGACGUUCAGAAGAAGAGGAAGAAGAAGAGAGGAGUAGACUACAACGCUGAAAUCCCCUUUGAAAAGAAACCUGCACCGGGUUUCUAUGAUACAAGCAUGGAGCAGUAUGUCCCUCUGGAGCCAAACUUCAAACGACUCAGACAGCAGCACUUGGACGGAGAACUUCGCAGUGAGCAAGAGGAGAAGGAAAGGAAGAAGGACAAGCAAAAGAUCAAGAAGAAGAAAGAGAGCGAUCUCCCAUCUGCCAUCCUGCAGACCAGUGGAGUGGCUGAGUUCACCAAGAAACGCUCCAAACUGGUUUUACCUGCACCACAGAUCAGUGAUGCUGAGCUGGAGGAGGUCGUCAAAUUGGGCGUCGCCAGCGAGGUCGCCCGCCAAGCUGCCGAGGAGAGCGAAAGCGGUAACUCAGCCUCCUCUGCUCUCCUGUCAGAGUACAGCUUAACUAACUCCAUGGCAACGGGGCUGCGCACCCCACGCACCCCCGCCGCUCAGGACAGGAUACUGCAGGAAGCCCAGAACCUGAUGGCUCUGACCAACAUUGACACUCCUCUAAAGGGAGGCCUAAACACGCCGCUGCACGAGAGCGACUUCAGCGGAGUAACUCCUCAGCGGCAGCAGAUACAAACACCCAACACUGUUCUCAGCACACCUUUCAGGACUCCUGGACCAGGUCAGGGACAAGACGGUAUGACCCCUCAAGCUGGAGGAGGAAUGACCCCACGCGGGGCGGUGACCCCAGGUUUGACCCCCAGCCGCACUCCUCUGAGAGACAAACUGAAUAUUAACAGUGAGGAGCAGCUGGCUGAUCCUGCAUACACUAAACACCUGCAAAGGGAAAGCCUGCAGCAGCUGAGGCAGGGCUUGAUGGCACUUCCUGUUCCCAAGAACGACUUUGAGAUUGUUCUUCCGGAAAAUGCAGAGAAAGAGCUUGAGGAAACGGAGAUAGAGACGGGAUUCACGGAGGACGCAGCAGACGUGGAGGCACACAAGCAGGCUCAAAGGGAUGCAGAAAGAGAGAAGGAGCUGAAGCUGCGACACACCGCCGUUCAGAGGGAUCUCCCCAGACCAACCGAGGUAAACGAAUCUGUCCUCCGUCCCACCUCCAUGGAGCCGCUCUUGGACCUCCAGCUGGCAGAGGAGCUCAUCAAACAGGAGAUGAUCACAAUGCUGCACCACGACUGCCUGCACCACCCAUCAGCCAACGCAGUCAGUCACCUGCAGCGCGGCAAAAACAGAGGCCCCACCUCGACAUCUAACAACGCAUCACAUAUAGCAUACCUGGAAACACACCUCUACAAGCCAGUCAGCACAGAGGAGAUGGAGCAGGCAAAGGUGUUACUGGCUGCAGAAAUGGAGGUGGUGAAGGCAGGAAUGGGCCACGGUGAUCUCAGCAUGGAGGCCUACACGCAGGUGUGGGAGGAAUGCUACGGACAGGUUUUAUAUCUACCUGCUCAGAACAGGUACACCAGAGCCAACCUGGCAUCAAAGAAAGACCGCAUUGAAAGCCUGGAGAAAAAACUAGAGGUGAACCGUGGCCACAUGACAGCAGAGGCCCGGAAAGCAGCUAAACUGGAGAAGAAACUCAAAAUCCUGCUGGGAGGGUUUCAGUCCAGAGCCCUGGGGCUCCUGAAGCAGCACAGCGAGCUCUGGGAACAGGUGGAGCAGGCAGCCACAGAGCUACAGACCUUCAACCAGCUGAAGAAACAAGAGGACACUGCAAUUCCCAGGAGACAAGAGGCCCUGCGUGAGGAUGUGGAGAGGCAGAUGGAGAGAGAGAGGGAACUUCAGCAGAGAUAUGGAGAGCUACUGAUGGAGCGGGAGGCACUGAUUAACAGUGCUCAGAAGUACUGAGCAGCACACACACAGCUGAUCACACAUUUUUACACACAUGCUUCACACACUCAAAUGCUCAUCAUUGAGAUGCUGAUAUCAAGCUAACAGCUGCAGUGAGAAAUACAAUAGAGUUUUCUCGCUUUCCAAUUCGUCGUAUUGAAUCCUUCUGCUAUUUUUUCAAUGUUAAUGAUAAUUCCACCAUUAAGUCCUGCCUUCAUGUGCUCUUGUUGCUAUGAUGUCACACGCUGAGUUUUGAGCAUGCCCAGUAGUCCCCUUGUGUUUCUGUAUUAGUGACCAAUAAAGUUUUCUUUUCAACUCAAA